Messenger RNA from Ruditapes philippinarum (Manila clam), 1403 nucleotides. Its product is annotated as sorbitol dehydrogenase-like. Gene Ontology annotation, molecular function: L-iditol 2-dehydrogenase (NAD+) activity; zinc ion binding. NCBI's taxonomy places the organism in Eukaryota, Metazoa, Mollusca, Bivalvia, Venerida, Veneridae. The record is from RefSeq and is a predicted model, not a curated record. Gene Ontology annotation, biological process: D-sorbitol catabolic process. Bases 174 to 1223 code for a protein of 349 amino acids. The transcript has 9 exons.
UAUAAAGGGAAGGACAGGUAGGUAAGUUUACCGUUUCACUCAUAAAAUAAGUUUAAAAAAUCAGCCUGACUGAAAAAAGAUUUGCUGUGCUUAUUAGACCGUGGUCAAGUUUGAAGGCAUUACUGUCAUGGCCUUUGAUUUUUUUACGCAGUUUCUUUUUAUCUUUGGUGAUAAUGGCGGAUAACAAUUUAACGGCGUUUUUAUACAAUAAGAAAGAUAUACGGCUGGAAAACAUCAGUAUACCAGAACCAGGUCCUGGGCAGGUUCAAGUGCGCAUGCAGCAUGUAGGUAUUUGUGGCACCGAUCUGCACAUGUUCGAGCAUUUUGCUUUUGGUGAAAAUAAUAUAACGGAGCCGUUACCACUUGGACAUGAAUCAGCUGGAAUCAUCAGCAAACUUGGGGACGGAGUUAUUUCCCUUCAAGUUGGUGACAAAGUAGCGCUGGAGUCCAUAUAUGGCUGUAUGUCAUGUUCCGUUUGUAAGAAAGGUAACUACAACCUUUGUGAUGAUGUUAAAGUAUGUGGCACACCAAUGACAUGGGGAAGUAUGUCGAAGUACUUCGUACACAAAGCCAGUGAUUGUUAUAAAUUACCAAAUCACGUGAGCACUGAAGAAGGUGCGUUGAUGGAGCCAUUGACGGUUGCAAUACAUUCCUGUCGCCGUGCAGGUAUUGGUCUUGGUCAUGACGUCCUGGUCACAGGUGACGGACCAAUUGGUGUCAUGACAGUUAUGGCGGCAAAAGCAAGUGGUGCUACCCGUGUUGGGAUAACAGGUAAACAUGGCUAUAGAUUAAACAUCGCUGAGAAAGUUGGAGCGGAUUUCACGUUAAAUGUGACAUCAAAGGACCCCAAAGACGUUGUACAGAUGGUGAUAGAUGCAUUUGAUGGUAAAGCAGACAUGACUAUAGAUAGUACUGGCGUUGAGAGUUGUAUUCAGACCGCCAUAAAUACUACACGCAAUGGUGGUAAUGUUACAAUCAGUGGACUGAGGGAAAAUGUUGUCUCAUUACCAAUUGUUAGCGCUGGUUUUAGAGAAAUUGAUAUCCGUGGGGUUGCUGUUAAUGCACACUGUUAUCCAAUAGCACGAGCAAUGGUAGCUGCAGGUCAGGUUAACAUAAAGCCUUUGCUUACACACGAAUUUCCCCUGGAGCAAGUGGAUGAUGCGUUUAAAAUGGCAAAUUCAAAAGAAUGCAUGAAAGUGAUGAUCAAAUGUAACGAGAGUUAGGUGCAAUAUAGAAAUUGUGUGACUAAGAAAUAUAUUACCUGGAAUGUAAAUGUUAAUGUAAACUGUAUAAACAAUUGCUUUGUGGUAUUUUUUUUAUAUUUUAUUCAUUAGGUGUAUAUAGUAUAGUUGUUCUGUACUACAUAGCAACAUAUCUAUAUCUUAUUCAAUUUAGCUUAUUCA